Messenger RNA from Prunus armeniaca (apricot), 1773 nucleotides. Lineage: Eukaryota; Viridiplantae; Streptophyta; Magnoliopsida; Rosales; Rosaceae. The record is from the annotation of a GenBank genome assembly.
AUGGUUUCAAAGGAGACUAUUGAAAGACCAAAGGCAACUAUCUCAGCCAAACAGGCCAGAAGAAGAAUGUCCAUGGACACAGAACUAAAGGUCAAAGAAGAAAUAGAAAGGUUGCUCAAGGCAGGAUUCAUCAAGCCAGCCAUCUAUGCUAAUUGGCUAGCUAAUAUUGUACCAGUUUUGAAAAGAAAAACCGGGGCGGUCAGAAUCUGUGUGGACUACAGAAAUCUAAAUGAAGCUUCUCCCAAGAAUGAGUACCCUAUGCCAAUAGCAGACAUGCUAGUAGAUGGAGCUGCUCGCAACCAAAUGCUGUCUUUUAUGGAUGACAAUGUAGGUUACAAUCAGAUCAUGGUGGCAGAAGAAGACAUUCACAAGACAGCCUUCAUGUGUCCAGGACACAUAGGUGCUUUUGAGUACACUGUAAUGCCUUUUGGCUUAAGAAAUGCAGGAGCCACUUAUCAAAAGGCAAUGAAUUCUGUCUUCCAUGAUAUGAUAGGGCAUUCUUUGGAAGUUUAUAUCGAUGAUGUAGUGAUUAAAUCCCUAGAGGAAGGAAGCCACAUAUCAAAUCUAAGGAGGACAUUCCUAAGAAUGAGGCAACAUAAACUGAAGAUGAACCCAAAGAAGUGUGUUUUUGGAGUCCAAGCAGGAAAUUUCCUAGGAUUCUUGGAACAAACCUUCAAGUGGGAAGAACAGCACCAACGAGCUUUUGAGGAAAUCAAGGAUUACCUCUCAAAUCCACCAGUUCUGUCCCCACCAAAGAGAGGCAGACCACUCAAGCUUUAUGUAUUUGCAUCAGAAGUAUCUAUUGGGAGUUUGUUAGUUCAAGAUAACAAGGAAGGGAAGGAACAGGCAGUCUACUACCUGAGCAGAACUCUGACAGAAGUGGAAAGAAAAUAUUCUGCAAUUAAAAGACUUUUCCUAGCCUUGUACUUCACUGCUGUGAAACUCAGACACUACAUGCUGCCAUACACCAUCUACAUCAUUGUCAAGACAGAUCUGAUCAAGUACAUGCUAACAAGACCAAUGCUGAGAGGCAGAAUUGGAAAAUGGACAUUGGCCUUGACAAAAUUUGCUUUCAGAUAUGUUCCUCAAAAAGCUAUCAAAGGACAAGCUGUGACAGACUUCCUAGCAGAUCAUCCUAGGGAGGAGAUUGAAAACAUGGACUCUUUGGACAUAGUAAAUGCAGAUCUAUUGACCAGAGCUCACACCUGCCUCAACAAUCCCAUCUAUUCAGUUCAUCUCACACCUUGGAAGCUAUAUUUUGAUGGAUCAAAAACUGAUAUAGCUUCUGGGGCAGGAAUUGUUUUGGAAGAACCGCUUGGAAUCAGACACUGUUACUCUUUCCAAUUAGAUUUCCAUUGCACCAACAACAAGGCAGAAUAUGAGGCUCUAAUCAUUGGCUUAGAAAUGCUGUGCCUAAGUCCUUCUCUAACCGUCUACUUGGUGGCAGUUAGGAAUCUUCUGACGGAAUUCAGAAAAGCUACUUGGGAGCAUAUCCCAAGGGAAGAAAACUUUGCAGCCAAUGAAUUGGCUCAAGUAGCAACAAGCAUACAAAUGCCCGAAGAUUGUGUACAAAGAAUCAUCAAGAUAAGGAAGAAAAGCCUACCAUCUGUUCUGACCAGGGGGAUGAAAAUAGAUGUCAAUUCUGCCGCAAUCACUGAAGAUGAUUGGAGAAAUCCUAUCAUGACUUACUUACGAUAUCCAACUCUGCCCUCUGAGAAGAGAGUCAGAAUCAUGACUUUGAACUACCUUAUGUGGAACGAAGAUUUGGUAUGA